Molecule: messenger RNA, 3150 nt
Organism: Octodon degus (degu)
Lineage: Eukaryota; Metazoa; Chordata; Mammalia; Rodentia; Octodontidae
Gene: Ccdc178
Product: coiled-coil domain containing 178
Exons: 20
Coding region: 4-2541 (845 amino acids)
Source: RefSeq, a predicted model, not a curated record
AUCAUGCUGGAAAAUAAGACAAUUUCCUCUUCUGCUGAAGGUGAUCAAACUGAAAAAGAUAAUGCUGUGUCACAAGCUUUGGUCCUGGUUGGUGCCCCUACAGAAGCGGUUGAAAUUUUUCAUGAAAAUAAAAUGACAAAUACUGAAGAGGUUAAUAAAGGUCUUUACUUUAACUAUCCAUGUCGAAGACAGAGCUGCGCUGUCGUUAACAUCCCAGCGCCAUGUGUCAAUAAAAUGAUUUCACACAUUGAAGAUGUGGAGUCAAAAAUACAGGAGCAUUUGAAACAGUUUGAAACUUCUUUGGAAAAAUGGAGUAGAACUUCUUCCUCAAUUCCAAAAGAAGAUUUGAAUACUACUAAACCAGGGGAAAAAGUCAAGCCAGAAGAAAAGAGAGGUGAAACGUGUCCAGAAUUAAAGGAAGAAAUGGAGACCUUGCUGUCGGAGGUCAUCCACCUUAUCAAAAGUCUAGAAACUGAUCGAGCAGAAGCUGAACAAACUUUAAUACAACAAAAAUCGAGAAAGAAAACCAUUAUCCUAAAAAUUGACUCUUGGUCGAUCUGGAAACUUCAAGAAAUACCAUUAGCUGUGCAGAAAGAGCAUGAGGCCUUUUUGAGAGAUCUCAUAGAGCUCAGGUGGCACCUGGAAAAUAGAUAUGACCAGUUAGAAUAUUUGGAAAAGCAGAAGACGAAGCUAGAGGAAGCGAAUGCAAAAGUUCAGGCGGACAUAGACUUCAUGCAGGACCAUGCAGCUCUGCUGGAUGGGAAGCGGAGGCAGCAAGUGGAAGCUCUGCACGACCUUUACCAAAGAAAAUUUGAGGUGAUGGAGCUAUUCAAACAAGUUCAUGAAGAACUUGAACUGGUUUCGCAAGACUCUGAAAAUGCCAAAUGGCAAGUUCAAGAAAGCAAAGAUGAAAUGGAUAAAGAUAUUCAUAAGGAUGAAACAACCUUAGCAACACAUAAGAAAGAGGUUGAUAAACUAAACAAUCUGCGUAGUCACUACAGUUCAAAAAUAGGAGACGUUAAAAUAAAUAUCGAGGAGAGUGAAGAGGCAGUAACAGAAGUACUAAGGGAAGCAAAAUCAUCAACAGAUGAAGUCUCGGCUUUAUCGAGAACACUGGAUGAUCUGAGGAAGAAUUAUGAUCAAAUAUGCUGGAAGAAAAGAAAAUAUCAACAACAGUAUGUGGAAGCACUUAAUGAAUUUUAUACCGCUAAAAAAUCGUGGGAUGUUGAACUUUAUAAUGUUUCAAAGGACUUCUCUGACAUUUCCAUACUAUAUGCUCAAGCAGUAGGAGAAAAUAGAAGGCUUUCCAAUGAAAUUAUCACCAUAACAAAUCAGAUCAGUGAAAGUAUAAAAAGAAAGGUGGAAUAUGAAUCUGAAAUUCAAUCUUUACUGAAACUGACGGCAAAGAAUAAUGAUUAUCUCAAACAUCUAUACAAGGAGGCUUAUCAAGUUGGUGCUGUUUUCCAUGUUACCAAAAAUAAAACAGAUGAAAUGGAACUUAAAAUAUCAGAUGUGAGAAGAAAAUUUAAGGCCAGAGAAGACUUCCUGAAAAGAAUCAUUCGAGGGAAAGUGGCUGCUGGGAUGAUAAUUCAGAAAAAUCUCUAUGCCAUUCAGGAAGACCAGUCACUUGAGAGGCAGAACCUCAUGAAAAAGAAAGCAAUAUAUGCACUCACACUGGCCGAAAUACUGGAGCCUCUACAGAAAUUAGAAAACGAUGCUGUGAGAAUCAACGAGAUGCACAAAGAACAAGCUGAGCUUCUCAGUGAUGUAUUGCAGAAGGAAAACUAUGUUAAAAGAAAAGUGGUACAAACAAAGAAUAAAUUGCAAAGAAAGGAAAAGAAAACUCGUCAUAAACUAAUAAGAACCGAGAGCAAACGCUCAUUAAUUUUUGAAGAACUACAGGCUACUAAAAGCAAAACAAUCCUUUUUAAUGCAAGAAUACGUGAAAUGGGAAAAGAAUUACAACAGAAGAAAGAGGAACAGGAAGGUGAAGAAGAGAAACUUGAAAAUUUAAAAAAUGUAUUUUUAACUAUGAAAUUUAAAAAGGAACAAGCCCAAGCUGUGUUUGAUCAUCUCAUGGAAGAGAAAAAAGCCUGUGAAGAAAGAAUCGCUGACGAGGACAAGGCAUUUAGAGCACUCUUUGCUAUGAGGCAGAAGACCCUGGCAGACAUUAAAGAAUUACAAGCCAACUCACUGGAAGAAAAUCUACGUUUAGCUCAAGAGUAUCAAAAGAUGCAGAUGAUGUUCUUAACAGAAAAAGAUAAUUUCUUCAGAGAAUAUGGUAAACAGCUAUCACUCAAUGCUGCAGUUAGUGAUAAGAAACAGCUCUGUCAGCUGCAAAGAAGGCUGCGGGAGCAGUGGCAGGAGCACUUCCGACUGGUGGUCUUCUUCAGCCUGAUGAAGCUGGCCAAGUUCCAGACAGAUUCUCAGGAGACUAUUCAGAAAAUAUUAGCUGUGCAGGAAGAAUCAUCAAAUUUAAUGCAACACAUCUUAGACUUCUUCCAGACUUUGACAGAUGGCCUAUGCGAAAACGAUGGUUAAGCAAACAAUCAGUGUAUCUUGGAUGCUGAAAUAAAAGACAAGAAAAGUCACACAGUUCAGAUAACAGUGUAAUUGGACAUUCACCUGUUUGCCAUUUCACACUUCCAUGGACGAAAAACUCACUCACCUCCCAGCAUGCUUUGCCACUCUUUUACUUCCAGCAAAUCCAUAACAAUGAAACAGGUGACUUUCAUGCUGCUGUCAGGAACGAUCUAAUUUCAGCUCUGGGUGACUGAUUGCAAUUGGCUUUGCCUCAUCUGAUAAUUAAUCUAUGUCACCAUUAAUUGGAAGAGAGAAUAAUUACUGGCGGUGUUGACAGUGACUGUUCACUUCUCCAGAUUUCCCCGUCGGGUUGGCCCAAAUAAAGGCUUUGCAACUCAGUACUUAAAGUUUGUGCACACUGUAACAAUAUCUAUGCCCAUGUGGCACAGUCAGACGCUCUGUCUGAUGUACUUUUGUUUUUGUGUUUACCCAUCUUUUUUAGCUCACUGAGAGCUGUCUCUCUCAAUCACUCUUCAAUGUUCUAUCUUAAUUUUGUGGAAGUUUAAAGUUUUCAAUGAGCUGGAGAUGAAUGAUUAAUGAAUAAAUUUAAAUGCUUCAUUUUGUCCA